Molecule: messenger RNA, 2915 nt
Organism: Dendronephthya gigantea
Lineage: Eukaryota; Metazoa; Cnidaria; Anthozoa; Malacalcyonacea; Nephtheidae
Exons: 3
Coding region: 1-2061 (686 amino acids)
Molecular function (GO): ubiquitin-protein transferase activity
Source: RefSeq, a predicted model, not a curated record
AUGGCGAACAAUAUGGCGAACGAGAUUAAUACAGCUUGUAUAGCUGCUGCAAAUGCCUUACAGGCGCUAGGUCAUUUACAGCCUGGCUUUGCUAGCAAUAUAUCUCCUAGAUUAACUGAGAGCAUGAACGUUAACAACAGUACAGAAACCCAGACAUCGACUAUUCCAGUAACUCCAGAGUCAAUUCAAUCGCGUCUUCAAACGUGUUUUCCAACUAUCGCUGCUCGGCAAAGUCGUAUUCCUCCAAGAAGCGGCAGGGUUUCCAAAAGAACAAAAGGAAGACCACCUCAAGGCAGACCAAAAAAAAUGAUAAUUUAUAAAGACUUGGUUCUUCUUCCUUCCCCUGAUGUUGAAAAAGUACCAACACAUAACAGUCGGGUUAAGCUGGAAGAAAGACAGCUAGUUUGCCACGAAUUUCCAUUCAACAAAGACUGGGAUGAGAUGACGCUUAAACGUGAAAUAAUGAAACAAUUUCCCCAAGUAAUAAAUUUCGAAUUUGUGAAGCCUUGCUAUGGCAAGUUAAUUAAACCGAAAUUCGCAGAUGGAGUUCAAUUGAACUCAGAAAGAGUUAUCAAAAUGGCUGGGCAAGGGGCAGUAUAUGUGAGGUCAAAGUUUCCAUUGGCCGAAGAGGAUGAGGAUGAUGAAGAACUUCAGCAAUUCACUUUUAGUGAAAGUGAAAGUGGACGUAUUGAUGAUACUAAUUGUGAGACACAUACUUUAACAAGAGAGAGUUCUUUACUUCAACAACAGCAAUUUACAAAUUUUGUUAAUGAGUUGCCAGCAGCUAUGAACUCGCCUCAUUUUAAUGCUGAUGAAAUUCCGGACAACAUACAGGAGAUAGUAAUGGGUAACAAUAGUUGUCCAACAGAAAUGCUCACAGUGGAAACAGUAUGUAGCAGCAGUACUACAAGUGGGCAAAAUGUAUCAGAUACUUCUUCAGCUGAAAUGGAAUGUGGUACCAGUCUUGUAGAUGUAUCAGAUAUGAUGGUGGGGAAUGAAGAUUAUCAUGAUGGGCCUAAUGAGGCAAUUCCUAUAGUCCAGCAACCAUAUAAAGUAAUCAAGAUACACAGAUUAAAUGUUAAAAAAGAUAUGAUCACUGCAUUCAAGGAACAGUCUAUUAUGGACUGCAAUCUUACAUUUGUGUUUAUUGAUGGAAGAGGGAACGAAGAGAAAGGAGCUGGAAUCGGAGUGGUGAGAGAUGUUAUUAGUCUUUUCUGGAAAGAUGUGUAUGAUUCACUUCUCAUUGGCGAGAAUGAACGAGUGCCAUAUAUAAGGCAUGAUUACAAUAGAGCUGACUGGGAAGCUAUCGCAAGGGUGCUUCUUAAGGGCUACCAUAUGUGCCAGUACCUGCCACUGCUUGUUUCAAAAACGUUCUUGUCCUAUGUUUUAUUUGGAGAAUUGUCAAUCAAUGAUCCAAGUGUCCUAAUCCAGUCUUUCAUGCAGUACAUUUCUGCAGAUGAGAGAAGAGUAAUAGAGAAAAGCCUAACUGGAGACAUAGAUUUUGAAAACACAGAUCAGUUAAACGAGCUUCUGGACGUGUUGAAGAUAUAUGACUGCCGAUCACGCGUUACACCGGAAAAUAUUGCAAAGAUUAUCCAAGAAAUAGCGCAUAAAGAAAUUAUCCAAAAGCCGCAGUAUGUUACAGAUUGCUGGAAGUCCAUAAUCCAUCCCCUCGCAGAAAGCUUUCCAAAUCCAAAAGCCCUCAUGGACGUGUAUGAACAGAUAAAACCAUCUGUCAGCAAGAUAACAAAAUGCAUUCAGUCAUACCCAGAUUCCGAUGCAGAAAGAGAGUGUUUGGGAUUUUUCCGUCGAUAUAUCAGGGGUUUGGACAACCCUGAAAAGCUAUCAACCUUUGUACGAUUCAUCAGUGGUUCUGAACUUAUGCUAUUUGACGGUAUUCAAGUGACAUUUACUAAUUUAACUGGUCUUGAGAGAAGGCCAAUGGCUCGAACAUGCAAUACUUUAUUGCAGCUUCCAUCAACGUAUCAGUCCUUUCCCGAAUUGCGAGAAGAGUUUAAUAACAUUCUUUCAGGGGAUAAUUGGGAAAUGGAUAUGGUUUAAAGUGUUUAGGUAUUUGGCUAGUAAUACCUUUGCUGGUAACUACGUAUCUAUACAGAACAGACGGAAAACUGUCAUUGCAUGUGGUCGUUGAGUUAUCAUAGACACGAUAAUAGUUUUAUUUGAAACAUAUAUCGACUAAUUUUUUUAAAAAAUUGAUGUUAUUUACACUGUUAAUAUUAUGUUACUCGAGGCAGUCUUUACUCCAAACUUCAACGCAUUUAUGUUGACAUUUGCAAAAGGUUUGGGUCUCAAUAUUGACACGACGUUAUAGUUUAUAGUCUGCAUACAGAAAAUGCGUUGCAAGUUCUAAAGUUUGUCUUAUACUGCUCUAUGUAGAUAUACAUGAUCUUCUAUAUGUAUUUUUAGAAAACUAUGUAAAACCAAUUGAUUGUUUAUUGGUUGUGCAAGUGGUCCGGUCGUUGAAUUUAUAGUACCAGGUACUCCAGAACUUUGGACUUUGAGUAUAAUUUUUUGAAUGUUCUUUAGUACAUUUAUACAUACAACUUUAGCACAUGCAUUUAGUCGUAAAAUAAGGCAACUACUAAAUAACUGUGAUUAGGAUUAGCGUCCAUUUAACCACGUUACAAAUGCCAGUUGGCAAGUAUACCCAUGCAGUUAAGAUAUUCUUGCCUCCCUUCCAGACCAUCGUCAUUUAACGGGUGACAAUUGUCAUUCAAAUACCUCAGAUUUUCUUCCGAGAUGUGGAUAUCUAUUUCUGGCACAGAAACCUGAUAGUCUUCAUCUUCGAGUGGAAAUGGGCCUUCAAAGUCAAAGCCAUAAUAGGCCAUAUCAACUUCAGACAAAAUGCUCUCCACCCCAGUAUGUCCACUGUGCAUGUUCCGCAAUGUUCCGUC